AUGAUUACUUCAAGAAUGACCGAAAAAGAAGAGGAAAUUCUUUAAUGUGCUAUUCAUAAGGAGCCAAACUUUAUGGUAUCUAGUGACCCAAGACUAAAUAAGAAGUAAAGACUAUUAUGCAGAAUAUGCAUAGACAGUGUAGAAUCAAAUGAGUCUUUUAAAAUAUUUAAAUAAGUUAAAGAAAAAAUUGAAGCAAAUUAAAAUCAAAGAAAAUUAUAUGUUGAGAAUGUUGUAAGAAUCAAUAUCAAUUAUAUUGAAUAAAUUAGGUUGGUUCUAAUUGAAUUAAAAAAUAAAGUUGCUCAAAAUAUAGAAAAAUUAAUGGGGUUUGUAGAUUAAUGGAUUUAAGAAGUGUUGAAAUAUGGAGAAUAAAAUGCCACAUAUAGCUUUUUUGAUGAAUUAGAAAAAUUAAUUAUUUAAAAAAAUAAUGAUUAAUUCAAUCAGGAAUCUCUUAUUGAACAAAUACACAAAUAAAAUUAGUCAAAAAGUUCGAAGAUCAAUACGACGUUAACAUUUUUUAAAUCAUUUUAAGAAACCAAAUAAUGCGAGGAAUUAUUGAAAAGUAUAUAACAUUAAGGAAACUAAAGAUGUGAUGCUAAGAGACAAUAGGAAAUGAAUUAAAUUGCCAUUUAAUAGGAAUAACUAGAAUAAUAAUAAUAGAUGAUAGCUAAAAAAAUUGAACUUAAAUAAAUUGAUAAUUCAAAUUAAUCAAGUGGGUAUUGUUUUGCAAUAGUGUUUGAUAAAACAGGAUCAAUUAUGGUAUCUUGUGAGAGUCCAAAGAUUUAAAUUUGGAACAUUGAAAAAGGAAAAUUAAAAUUAAUUAACACUUAUUCAUAACACCAAGAGACUGUUAGAUGUUUAGUGUAUAGCAAACUCAGAAAUUCAUUUAUUUCUGGUUCUAUAGAUCACACUCUCAUCUGUUGGUAAUAGAUUAAUAAACAUGAGUGGAAGUAUUCAUAGCCAUAUUAAAAUCAUCUUGAAGGAGUUAAUUGUUUAAUGUUAAAUAAAGAGGAGGAUUAAGUUAUUUCAGGAAGUUGUGAUAAAUAUAUAAAUGUUUGGAAAGUAGAUUUCAUGAAGAAUCAGCUGACUUUUCUUUAUACCUUAAAUAACCAUGAAAACAGUGUAGAGUCAUUAUCGUUUAAUUCAAAUGAAACUUAAUUGGUGUCCUGUGGAUUUGAUGAAUUCAUAGUAUGGGAAUAAGGACUCUCAGGAAAAUGGGAAUUUCAAUAUAAAUAAUCAGUUGCUAAUAAAGGGUAUAAAAUACAUUUAAUAAAUGAUUAACUUCUAAUUUGGGUAACUAUGGAUGCAGAUAUUGAUGAUAUUUUAGUAUUUGAAUUAUAGAGAGGGGUUUUUUAAUAAAAUGCUAAUAAAACUAUCAAAUUAACUAAGAAUAAUAAAAGCGAAGAUGAUAUGAAUUUUUCAAUCGUACAUAAUUUAGAAAAAAAUAUAUUGUUGAUAAGACAUAAAUAUCAUAUCUAUUUCUUUAGAUAAUUAAUCGAUGGUACUCUUAAAGUUUAUAAAUAAUUGAAUUGUUAAGUAAAAUAAGUUUUUGGAAGCAUGACCAAUAAUGGAGAGUAUUUAGUAUUUUGGGAUCGGAAGAAAGAAAAGUAUUAGACUUAUGAAAUUUUAAAUAUAUGA
Paramecium tetraurelia is the source of this 1635-nucleotide messenger RNA. RefSeq lists its product as uncharacterized. Gene Ontology annotation, biological process: iron-sulfur cluster assembly. The record is from RefSeq and is a predicted model, not a curated record. The transcript has a single exon. Gene Ontology annotation, cellular component: cytosolic [4Fe-4S] assembly targeting complex. Gene Ontology annotation, molecular function: protein binding. NCBI's taxonomy places the organism in Eukaryota, Ciliophora, Oligohymenophorea, Peniculida, Parameciidae.